Molecule: messenger RNA, 5915 nt
Organism: Jaculus jaculus (lesser Egyptian jerboa)
Lineage: Eukaryota; Metazoa; Chordata; Mammalia; Rodentia; Dipodidae
Gene: Phlpp1
Product: PH domain and leucine rich repeat protein phosphatase 1
Exons: 17
Coding region: 1-5013 (1670 amino acids)
Molecular function (GO): protein binding
Source: RefSeq, a predicted model, not a curated record
AUGGAGCCCGCCGCCGCAGCCCCGGCGCAGCGACUCCCCGAUCCCGGCCGGGAUCCCCGCGCUCCGGCGGCGGCGGCGGCGGCGGUGACGGCCGGGGCCGCGCUGAGCCCCGCGGCGGCGACGGCGGGCGGCGGCGACGAAGAGCUCCCCACCGAGGCUCCAUCGGCUCCGCUGCCCGGCAGGGCGGGAGGAACGGGACGCAGCCGGCGACGACGCGGGGCGACUCAGCCUGCUGCAGCCGGCGGGCUUGCACCGGGGCCCGGCGUCGCCGGCGGCGCCAACUCGCUGCUGCUCCGGAGAGGGCGGUUGAAGAGGAAUGUGUCUGCAGCCGCCGCCGCCGCCGCCGUCCCGGGCACCUCGUCGUCGUCGUCGUCGUCCUCGGGCGGCGCGGGCCUCCCCGCCUCCUGCCCGGCCUCGGCGUCGCUGUGCACCCGCAGCCUGGACCGGAAGACGCUGCUCCUGAAGCCCCACCGGCACAUGCUGCCGUUGCAACCGUGCGAUCGCGACUGGGUGAGGCACCAGCUGCAUCGGGGCUGCGUGCACGUCUUUGACCGUCACAUGGCCUCGUCCUACCUGCGCCCGGUGCUCUGCACGCUGGACACCACGGCCGCCGAGGUGGCAGCCCGCUUGUUGCAGGCGGGCCACAGGGCCGGCGGCGCGGUGAAGGUACCCGGUCAGCAGGCGUCGGUUCCCAGCGUCUGCGAGCGGAUCCCCGACGUCGGCUUCCCACCCGCCAGGAGCGUCGCCGUCGCGCCCGGGGAGGCCGUCGGUGUCCGUCCGCGCGCGCCUCCCUCCGACCUGCCGCUGCCCGGCUGCCCGCGCUGCGCCUCCCGCGCCAGCCCCGCGCCCUCGGACCCCGGCCCCGGAGAACCGAUCGCCGGGGCUCCCGCUUCCCCGACCGGCGCCCCGCGCACGCCCGACGGGGCGACCCCGGGCCCGGCCUCCGACACCGAGAGCUUCAGCCUGAGCCCCAGCGCCGAGAGCGCGUCCGACCGCCUGGAUCCCUACAGCGGCGGUGGCGGCGGCUCCACGUCGUCGUCCGACGAGCUCGACGCCGAUCCGGUGCCGCCGGGCCCGUCCCGCCGUCCCGCACGUCCAGCCCAGCCCCAGCCGCCUUCCCCGACGGUCUCCCCACCUCCGCCGCCACCGCAAGCCCCGAGGGACGCCGACGGCCCAGAAGGGGCGGCUGGAGAGGGGCCUCGCGAUGACCGGCGCGGGACGGCGGCCCCUGGCGGCCCCCUGGCCACCCCCGCGAGCUCCGGGGAGACCGUGUCUCCCCCGCCGCCCGCCCUGUACGUGCAGCUCCACGGAGAGACCACCCGGCGCCUGGAGGCGGACGAGAAGCCGUUGCAGAUCCAAAAUGACUAUCUCUUCCAGCUGGGAUUUGGGGAGCUGUGGAGGGUGCAGGAGGAAGGCAUGGACCCGGAGAUCGGCUGCCUCAUCCGCUUCUAUGCAGGAAAACCUCACAGCACUGGUAGCUCUGAGCGGAUUCAGCUCUCAGGAAUGUACAACGUCCGCAAAGGCAAAAUGCAGCUGCCUGUGAACCGGUGGACAAGGCGCCAAGUCACCCUGUGUGGGACAUGCCUGAUCGUGUCAUCUGUGAAGGACAGCCUGGCAGGCAAGAUGCACGUUCUGCCUCUCAUCGGAGGGAAAGUGGAGGAGGUGAAGCGGCACCAGCACUGCCUCGCGCUCAGCUCCACGGGCCCCUCGAGCCAGACGUACUGCAUCUGCCUGGACACCUUCGCCGAGUACCUGCGCUGGCUGCGGCAGGUCUCCAAGAUUGCAUCCCAACGCAUUAGCUCAGUGGACCUCUCCUGCUGUAGCCUGGAACAGCUGCCUGCCAAUCUCUUCUACAGCCAGGACCUGACACAUCUCAACUUAAAACAAAACUUCCUGAGGCAAAACCCCAACCUCCCAGCUGCACGGGGACUCAGCGAACUGCAAAGGUUCACCAAGCUGAAGAGCCUCAACCUUUCCAACAAUCACCUGGGGGAAUUCCCGUUAGCAGUCUGCAGCAUCCCAACCCUGACCGAGCUGAACGUGUCGUGCAAUGCCCUGCGAGAGGUGCCAGCGGCUGCCGGAGCCAUGCCCAACUUGCAGACAUUUUUGCUGGAUGGGAAUUUUCUGCAGUCCCUUCCUGCUGAGCUGGAGAACCUGCGGCAGCUCAGCUACCUAAGUCUUUCCUUCAACGAGUUCACCGACAUUCCCGAGGUCCUGGAGAAGCUGGCCGCUGUGGACAAACUGUGCCUGUCUGGAAACCGUUUGGAGACACUUAGGCUGCAGGCUUUAAGAAGAUUGCCUCACAUCAAGCAUGUGGACCUAAGGCUGAACGUCAUUAGGAAGCUUGUUGCCGACGAAGUGGACUUCCUGCAGCACGUCACUCAGCUUGACCUACGAGACAAUAAACUCUGUGAACUCGAUGCUAUGAUUUUCAAUAAUAUUGAAGUUCUGCACUGUGAAAGGAAUCAGUUGGUGACAUUAAACAUUUGUGGCUAUUUCCUAAAAGCACUUUAUGCUUCUUGUAAUGAACUUGUUCAACUUGAUGUUUACCCAGUUCCGAAUUUUCUUUCAUACAUGGAUGUUUCGAGGAACUGCUUAGAAAAUGUGCCUGAAUGGGUAUGCGAAAGCCGAAAGUUAGAAGUUUUGGAUAUUGGCCAUAAUCAAAUAUGUGAACUUCCUGCCCGCUUGCUCUGUAACAGCAGUCUCCGGAAGCUGCUGGCCGGCCACAACCAGUUAGCCAGGCUGCCGGACAGGCUGCAGCGGACGGCGGUGGAGGUGGUGGACGUGCAGCACAACCAGCUGGCGGAGCUCCCGGCCUGCCUCUUCCUGAAGGCCGACAGCCUGAGGUUCCUGAACGCAUCCGCGAACAAGCUGGAAACCCUCCCUCCAGCCACGCUGUCCGAGGAGUCGAGCAGUGUCCUACAGGAGCUGUAUUUGACAAAUAACCGCCUCACGGAUAAAUGUGUGCCCUUGCUGACGGGACACCCCCACCUGAAGAUCCUUCACAUGGCUUACAACAGACUGCAGAGCUUUCCAGCAAGUAAAAUGGCAAAGCUGGAGGAGCUGGAGGAAAUCGAUAUCAGCGGGAAUAAGCUGAGAGCCGUUCCGACCACAAUCCUGAGCUGCCGGCGCAUGCACACCGUGAUGGCCCACUCCAGCUGCAUCGAGGUCUUCCCCGAGGUCAUGCAGCUCCCCGAAAUCAAGUGUGUGGACCUGAGCUGUAACGAGCUAACUGAAGUCACCUUACCAGAAAAUCUGCCACCCAAACUGCAGGAGCUCGACCUGACUGGAAACCCCCGCCUUGCCCUGGACCACAAAACCCUAGAGCUGCUGAACAACAUCCGCUGCUUCAAGAUUGAUCAGCCUUCGGCGGGAGACGCUCCCGGGGCCCCCGCGGUGUGGAGCCAUGGCUACACGGAGGCCUCAGGAGUGAAAAACAAACUGUGUGUCGCAGCCUUGUCUGUGAACAACUUCCGUGACAACCGAGAAGCCCUCUACGGGGUGUUUGAAGGCGACCGCAACGUGGAGGUGCCCUACCUUCUUCAGUGCACCAUGAGUGACAUCCUGGCUGAAGAGCUCCAGAAGACGAGGAGCGAGGAAGAGUACAUGGCCAACACGUUCAUAGUGAUGCAGAGGAAACUUGGAACUGCUGGGCAGAAACUUGGAGGGGCUGCAGUCCUGUGUCAUAUCAAACACGACCCUAUGGACCCAGGAGGGUCCUUUACCUUGACCUCUGCUAACGUGGGCAAGUGCCAAACAGUUCUCUGUCGAAAUGGGAAGCCACUGCCUUUGUCCAGAUCUUACGCCAUGAGCUUUGAAGAGGAGCUGAGGAGAAUUAAGCAGCACAAGGCCAUUAUCACUGAGGACGGCAAGGUGAACGGAGUGACGGAGUCCACGCGCAUCUUGGGUUACGCCUUCCUGCACCCCAGCGUGGUGCCCCGCCCCCACGUGCAGUCGGUGCUCCUGACCCCUCACGAUGAGUUCUUCGUCCUGGGCAGCAAGGGCCUGUGGGACAGCCUGUCCAUCGAGGAGGCCGUGGAGGCUGUGCGUAACGUGCCCGAUGCCCUGGCUGCCGCCAAGAAACUGUGCACGUUGGCCCAGAGCUACGGCUGCCACGACAGCAUCAGUGCCGUGGUGGUGCAGCUCAGUGUCGCCGAGGACAGCUUCUGCUGCUGUGACCUCAGCGCCGCUGGGAGCGUGCCGCCACCCAGCCCUGGCAUCUUCCCGCCCUCGGUCAACAUGGUGAUCAAGGACCGGCCUUCAGACGGGCUGGGCGUGCCGUCCUCCAGCAGCGGCAUGGCCUCUGAGGUCAGCAGUGAGCUGUCCACCUCGGAGAUGAGCAGUGAGGUGGGUUCCACAGCCUCCGAUGAGCCCCCGCCUGCAGGCACGAGCGAGGGCAACCCUGCCUACCCCAGCGAGCCGCGCUGCACGCUGCACCCGGUCUGCCUGCCCAACGCCUUCCAGCGCCAGCUCUCCAGCGCCUUCUCGGACAACGGCCUGGACAGCGACGACGAGGAGCCCAUCGAGGGCGUCUUCAGCAACGGCAGCCGGGUGGAGGUGGAGGUGGACAUCCACUGUGGCCGGGCCAAGGAGAAGGACAGGCAGCGGCACCAGCUGCAGGUGCCGGCCGAGGCCAGUGACGAGGGCAUCGUCAUCAGUGCCAACGAGGACGAGCCAGGUCUGCCCCGGAAGGCGGACUUCUCCGCCGUGGGGACCAUCGGGAGGCGCAGGGCCAAUGGCUCCGUGGCACCCCAGGAAAGGAGCCACAAUGUGAUCGAGGUGGCCACAGAUGCGCCGCUCCGAAAGCCUGGAGGCUAUUUUGCUGCCCCAGCUCAGCCUGAUCCUGAUGACCAGUUCAUUAUCCCCCCGGAGCUGGAAGAGGAGGUCAAAGAGAUCAUGAAGCACCACCAGGAGCAGCAGCAGCAGCCAGUGCCCCCAUCCCAGCCCCAGCAGCUGCCGCAGCGGCCGUUCCCUACGGACCAGCUGCCGGACUAUGACGACACGCCGCUAUGACCCAGCGCGAGCGCUGACUCAGAAAUAGACCGACCCGCCCAGCGAGCGCGAGGCUCCCGGGCUCCGUCAGGCAGGGCUUCUACUCCCAGACUUGCCCGUCUCUGCAGCUCGCCUGUAGGUCCUCUUUCUAUUGGUUAUUUUUUAAUAAUUACCACUUUUCUUCUAGUGACCCUUUACCAAUAUGAUUUAAAUUUGUUAACUUCUUUCCCUAACGUAUCAGAUGUGUAAAGACAAAGAACAAAAGGUUUAAUAUAUUACAGAGAAACAGUUAAUAAUGUAAUAUUUUUAAAAAUGGCUUUUUGUUGUUUGUUUGGAAGGCAGGGCAGGUCGCCAUUGCUAAAUGAUUUAAUAAUAUUAUAAUUCUGUAUUUCUUUGGGGGGGAGGCUUUUUUUUGUCUUGAAAAUGAUCGACAUUUGUAGACUAUGGAGACUAACUCCUAGGAGUUGCUUUACUCUGUCAGGUGACUUAAGUCACUGGGAGUCACUAAUUUUCUCUGAGAGAACAGUUGAUUGAGAAAUUUCUAUUGUAAAUAGCUGUGUUACAUAGUGAGGCUUAAAAUGUUUUCUAGUCUUGGCAUAAGGACACAAAUCUAAAUAACUAGCUUCUCUUCCCUCUCUGCCCAGUCCCCACCUUGCUCACCAUCAGUGUGGUCAUUGGCCAGCGUGCUCUGUGCAGGGCAGUGGACCUGCGGCAAGAGCCUGCACUGGGAAACGCAGAACCUGUUUCCUUCCUGCCCCCGCCCGGCCUGCGACUUUGCAGACACUCUGACUGUGUGUACUGCCGCCGCCAUGAGCAUGACCGUAGAGUCCAUCAGACCGUCUGCAUACCCAGUGCUAUCAAAGCAGAAUGCACAAAUGGACGUGUCACGAUGUUUGUUAUAAUAAAUAUGAAAUUUACACGUA